Cuscuta campestris is the source of this 2772-nucleotide messenger RNA. NCBI's taxonomy places the organism in Eukaryota, Viridiplantae, Streptophyta, Magnoliopsida, Solanales, Convolvulaceae. The record is from the annotation of a GenBank genome assembly.
CCAGCUUCAAUUCACAGCAAAACUGUGAACUUUUUACGGCGCGUACUAUAAUCGAAAAAUUGUAACUUCUGAAACUCAAAGAUUAUGUGUCUGGAUCAAAUCCGAAGCAAUGAAAUUCCAGCUUGCCCCAAAAAGAAUCCGAUCCUAUGGGAAGAAAUUGUGUAAAAAUGGGUUCGAAUUCGGAUCUUGUCCCAGCAACCCCAAGAACUCGAGAUCCAGCUUGGAAACACUGUCGGGUUUAUAAAAAUGGGGAUAAGGUUCAAAUACAGUGUGCUUACUGUGGGAAGAUUUUUAACGGCGGCGGGAUUUACAGAGUGAAAGAGCAUUUGGCCGGCCGGAGAGGUAAUGGCUCGACCUGUUCCAGAGUCGAGCCCGAUGUUCAGAUGGCAAUGCAAGAGUGCUUGAAUGCUUCUUUGAUGAAGGGUAAGAAGAGGAAACGUGCCGAGGAGACAAAGGGAAUUGAUGGCCAUAAUAGUGGUGAAAUUGGCAUUUCUACUGACCUGUUCGAAUUGUCCUUGCCCAGAUCACAAAAGCGGGAUCCUGCUUGGGAGCACUGUGAGAUGUAUAAAGAUGGGGACAAGGUUCGUCUCAAGUGUUUAUACUGUGGCAAGAUCUUUAAAGGUGGUGGGAUUCAUAGGGUUAAAGAACAUUUGGCUGGUCAGAAGGGGAAUGGCUCCACUUGUUUGAGUGUUCAGCCCGAUGUUCGGCUUUCCAUGUUAGAGCAGUUGAAUGAGUCUUUAGUGAAGUGUAAGAAGCAAAGCUCUGUUGACAGGACUCACAAUGCAAGUUGGUUGGAUGUGGAAAUUGAAUUGCUUCCUUUUCCGGAUCCUCAAGAACAGAACGGUUGUUUACUUGGUAGUCAAGAAGAAAGAACGAACGGUAAAUUGCCAGUAACUGUGAUGGCCCCACUUGGUGGUAACCGGUUGGGGUCUUCGAAAGGGAUAAACAAUGAAGUUCAUAUGGCAAUAGCUCGUUUCCUGCUAGAUGCCGGGGUACCCUUUGAUUCUGUAAAUUCGCCUUUUUUCCAGCCCAUGAUUGAUGCAAUUGCUUCCCAAGGUUCCGGGGUUGUGGGACCCACUUACAGUGAACUCAGGAGCCGGGUUUUAAAAGCCUCAGUUCAAGAGCUUAGGGAUGAAAUUGACCGAUGCGCGACCUCAUGGGAAAGAACCGGCUGUUCUCUUUUGGUUGAUGAGUGGACGACAGAAAAUGGCAAACAGUUUAUAAACUUCUCGGUUUACUGUACAGAAAUGACAAUCUUCUUGAGAACCGUGGAUGCGUCUGACAUCAUCAAAUCUGAUGAUGCUCUCUUUGAACUGCUAAAGGAGGUUGUAGAACAAGUCGGCGUUAGAAACUUACUGCAGGUAAUUACCAGCAGUGAAGAGAGAUAUGUUGUUGUUGGUAAAAGACUAACCACAGCUUACCCUAUAAUUUUCUGGACUCCUUGUGCUGCAAAGUGCAUAGAUUCUAUGCUUGAGGAUAUCAAAAGACUUGUAUGGGUAAAUGCAGUUCUUGAAAAGGUUAAAGCUUUAUCAACCUUUAUAUACAAUCACAGUGUUAUUUUGAACAUGAUGAGGCGUUACACUUUAGGAGUUGAUUUAGUCGACUUGGGACUUACCCCCUCAUCAACUGAUUUCUUGACGUUAAAAAGAAUGGUAAAUCUGAAACACAAUUUACAGUCUAUGGUCACUUCAGAGGAAUGGAUGGAAAGCCCUAAACCCAAAGGAGGUGAAGUGUUAGAUUUUAUCACCAGUGAUUCCUUUUGGUCCAAUUGCACCUUAAUUAACCGCUUGACGGGCCCACUCUUGAGACUUUUGAGGGUAAUUGGCUGUGCAAAGAAGCCCACAAUGGGAUAUGUUUAUGCAGGUCUAUACAGAGCUAAAGAAACAAUAAAGAAGGAAUUUUUUGAAGAUUACUUGGUGUACUGGAACAUUAUAGACAAGAGGUGGAAACAACUUAAACACCAUCCUCUUCAUGCUGCUGGAUUUUACCUCAAUCCGGAGUUGUUCUAUAGGACAGAUGAAGUUGUGAGGAAUCAUUUAAGAUCAUCAGUGUAUGAUUGUGUGGAGAGGUUAGUUACAGAUCCUAAAGCUCAAGACAAACUUGUGACAGAAACUACUGCUUACCAAAAUGCAUCUGGAGAUUUCGGACGGGAUAUGGCAGUUCGAGCUAGAGGGACUCUCUUUCCUGGUGAGUGGUGGUCAGCAUUUGGAGGGGGCUGCCCAAAUUUGGUUCACUUUGCCACCAGGAUUCUCAACCAACCAUGUACUUUGAUAAGCGGCAAGCCAAACAGGGUUUAUUUUGAGUGGAUUAACAGAAGAAUGAACAGCAUAGAGCACGCCAGGCUCAACGACCUUGUCUUUCUACGGUCUAAUUUGCGCAUGAGGGGACAAAUGAAGAGAGGAGAGAACCACCAGUGGGACCCCAUUGCAUAUGAAAACAUAGCUCUUGCUGAGGACUGGGUUUCUGGUAAGGGGUUAUACUCGGAUGACUUGGGUCGUUCGGAUUGGGCUGCCGUCGAUCCACCUAUAGGCAAUGGGCUGCUCUCCGGGCCUGCAAUUGACGACGAAGAUCCAUCGGGUUCAGGUUUCAAUGAUUGUGAGAUUUGGGAUUUCUGAUGGGCUGAAAAUUUGCAAAGAAGAAAAAGUUGAAGGGGCAUUUUUUCUGCAAAAAUGGGUCUAACAGGAAACUAACUUAGGCAAAUUCGUAUGUGCUGCAAAUAAGAAUUAUGAACCUUGUUAUAUAUGCAUAAUAUAUUAAAUAGAUGAGCAUUAA